Molecule: messenger RNA, 1341 nt
Organism: Cannabis sativa
Lineage: Eukaryota; Viridiplantae; Streptophyta; Magnoliopsida; Rosales; Cannabaceae
Product: protein LEAD-SENSITIVE 1
Exons: 3
Coding region: 241-1035 (264 amino acids)
Source: RefSeq, a predicted model, not a curated record
CCACGUGUAAAGCCCCAUCACUGCAGUCUUUAUCGUUUGCUUAACGACGAAGAAGCGUUCAAUGGAGGGUCAAAAUCGUCAUUUUUCCGCCAACACGCGUUAGCAUAAUCUCGUAAAACGACGUAUCUUUCUGGUUUUGGUUUUAUUUUUCUUUAUUCUCUAUUCCCUUUUUCGGACAAAACACUUUCGACGAACCUAUUAAGUUUUGCCCGGAAAGAAUUUCGCUACUAAAACUCGGUGAUGGGCCUACUCUCUAACAGAGUGUCGAAGGAGUCUCUGAAACCAGGGGAUCAUAUCUAUUCUUGGAGGACUGCUUAUAUUUAUGCCCAUCACGGCAUCUAUAUUGGAGAUGACACAGUGAUUCACUUCACCAGACGUGGGCAAGAAGUGGGAACGGGAACUUUCUUGGAUCUCCUCUUGGUUAGUUCUGGACCAGCUCGAUCACUGGAGCCCUGCUCUGUUUGCAGUCCAUCUGAGGAAGGCAGUGGGGUUGUUUCCUCUUGCCUGAAAUGUUUCCUUGCUGGUGGCAUCUUGUACCGUUUCCAGUACGCUGUCAACCCUGCUCUUUUUCUUGCAAAAGCUCGUGGUGGAACUUGCACCUUAGCCGUUUCAGACCCAGCUGAUAUUGUGGUCCAUCGAGCAAAGUACCUACUUGACAAUGGAUUCGGUUGCUAUAAUAUUUUCAAGAACAAUUGUGAAGACUUUACUAUCUACUGCAAAACUGGACUGCUUGUCGUUGAUCAGGGAACAUUGGGGCAAAGCGGCCAAGCUGUGUCGAUAAUUGGAGGACCUCUAGCUGCCGUCCUGUCCACGCCAUUGCGUCUUGUUACCACCAAUAUUUAUGGGAUGGCAGCAACUGCUGUUGCAGUCUAUUGUGGUAGUAGAUAUGCUGCUGACAUUGGAAGGAGAAGAGAUGUGGUAAAGGUACCUGUUGAGGAUUUGACUAGAAGGCUUGCGACUGGCUUGCUCCAAGUUGUCGAAUCCCAAAUUUCGGCAUCUCCACUUCAAGACUCAUCCCAGAUUGUCACCCGGUGACCAUGGACUUUGGUGGUUGCUCUUGGUUCGUGUUUAUUGCAUGAACGAAUCAAGGUUUCCUAUAUUAUGUAUUGGUACUUUUCUUUGAGUGAUAAUUUCUGAUACUAUUGAAUGCUUACUUCUAUUGGAAAUGCUUUUAUUUCUUAUCUGUUGAGAAGUGUUUUAAGAGCAUCGAAUAAUAUAUCUUAUGUAUAAUGUAUUCUAUUAAUCUAAGGUGACUGCUUAUGUGGUUUAUAAACCUGGCGGUUACCAUAGUUUGAACCCAAACAUAACGAUACAACGCCGAGUUCUCUCUUAUUUUCACAA